Chinchilla lanigera (long-tailed chinchilla) is the source of this 1307-nucleotide messenger RNA. It is a transcript of the gene Myoz1, whose product is annotated as myozenin 1. Lineage: Eukaryota; Metazoa; Chordata; Mammalia; Rodentia; Chinchillidae. The coding region runs from base 129 to 1043 and encodes 304 amino acids. Gene Ontology annotation, cellular component: actin cytoskeleton; Z disc. The transcript has 6 exons. Gene Ontology annotation, molecular function: telethonin binding; actin binding; FATZ binding. The record is from RefSeq and is a predicted model, not a curated record.
CACUGCCAGUGCUGCCCCCACGCUGCCCAGCUCGGGUUCUCUGGUCACAGCAGCUCGGUCCUCCAGAGCUGCUGGACCCCAGGGAGAGCUGACCACCAACUGAGCAGCCGGCUGAAUCCACCUCCACAAUGCCGCUCUCAGGAACCCCGGCCCCCAAUAAGAAGAGGAAAUCCAGCAAGCUGAUUAUGGAGCUCACUGGAGGUGGACAGGAGAGCUCGGGCCUGAACCUGGGGAAGAAGAUCAGUGUCCCAAGGGAUGUGAUGUUGGAGGAGCUGUCACUGCUUACCAACCGGGGCUCCAAGAUGUUCAAAUUGCGGCAGUUGCGGGUGGAGAAGUUUAUCUAUGAGAACCACCCUGAUGUUUUUUCUGACAGCUCUAUGGAUCACUUCCAGAAGUUCCUUCCCACAGUGGGGGGACAGCUGGGCACAGCUGGUCAGGGAUUUUCCUAUAGCAGGGGCAGCGGCGGAGGCCAGGGAGUGGGCAGUGGCUCUGCUGGACAGUAUGGCUCUGCUGGACAGUAUGGCUCUGGCCAUCAUCAUCAUCAUCAGGGCUCUGGGUCUGGAGCUGGGGGUGCAGGCGGUCCUGGGGGCCAGGCUGGCGGAGGAGGAGCUACUGGCACGGCAGGAGUUGGCGAGGCAGGAUCAGGAGACCAGGCAGGUGGAGAAGGAAAACAUGUUACUGUGUUCAAGACCUAUAUUUCCCCAUGGGAGCGGGCCAUGGGAGUUGACUCCCAACAAAAAGUGGAACUCGGCAUUGACCUGCUGGCCUAUGGGGCCAAAGCAGAACUCCCCAAAUACAAGUCCUUUAACAGGACGGCAAUGCCCUACGGUGGAUAUGAGAAGGCCUCCAAACGCAUGACCUUCCAGAUGCCAAAGAUUGACCUGGGACCCCUGCUGAGUGAACCCCUGGUCCUCUACAACCAGAACCUCUCCAACAGGCCUUCUUUCAAUCGAACCCCUAUUCCGUGGCUGAGCUCCGGGGAGCCGGUAGACUACAACGUGGAUAUCGGCAUCCCCUUGGAUGGAGAAACAGAGGAGCUCUGAAGUGUUUCCUCUUCUAGUUCGCAUCGUGUUUCUCCCUCUGGUUCCAGUGUGGAGAGGGAGUGCUGAGCAGGAUGCCCCCACCUUGGUCCUGUAUCUUUGUGGGAAUAGAGGGAAACAGGAGGGAGAGACCUGCCUUUCUGUCCUUUACCCCAAGCCCCGCUCCAAGCACCCUUCUUCACCAGCUCAGAGCUGCCCUUCUAUUUGCUCCAUGUGGAGUUUGCUCUGCCACCAGUAACAGUCAAUAAACUUAAGGAAAUGAACUCA